CUUGCCGUAGGUCGGCUCCCUGCGCGCAGGGCUGCCUCGGCUGCGCCGGGACCCUGCGGGCGUGCGCGGAGCAUGUCCUUCAGGGCCCAGGCGAGGCGCGUUCUGCAGCGGGUCCCCGGGAAGCAGCGAUUCGGCAUCUACAGGUUCCUGCCCUUCUUUUUUGUCUUGGGAGGAACGAUGGAGUGGAUUAUGAUUAAUGUGCGCGUGGGCCACGAGACCUUCUAUGAUGUCUACCGUAGAAAAGCCUCAGAAAGACAGUAUCAAAGAAAGCUGGAAGAUGCAGCAGAGAUUGAACUUCAACAGUCAAUAAAGUGAAUAUGAAUUUU
Molecule: messenger RNA, 326 nt
Organism: Jaculus jaculus (lesser Egyptian jerboa)
Lineage: Eukaryota; Metazoa; Chordata; Mammalia; Rodentia; Dipodidae
Gene: Smim4
Product: small integral membrane protein 4
Exons: 2
Coding region: 73-315 (80 amino acids)
Source: RefSeq, a predicted model, not a curated record